CUACAAUGUGGACAUUUGCGGGCUAAUGAAUAACUUGUCGCGCAUUAUUUUGAUGCGUGGUUGGAUGUUAAAUGUAACUAAGCAUAGUAAUUUAAAGUCGCACUGUCCCUCGCAAGCGAAAUGUGUUGAAAGCCAUGCUCCCGCGCGUGUAUCGGAAAAGUCAAUUACUUUUUAUAGCAGUUUUGUUUUUAGUGCUGCGAGUAGAAAAAAGCAAUGAACGGAAGCAAAUCACGGCACUGUACUUUCGCAGCAUUGAGAUGGAGUUCAACCCGAAGUACGUCGCCAGUCUCUUCAGCAAUAUUUCUACCGAUCGCUCGACCAUGAAUUUGGCUCUAAAUCAGAUAAAAAGCGCGCCAGUGGAUUACUGGAUGAAAGUGUCUGUGUCAUAUAAACAGCAAGCUUCGAAGAAAUAUAUGUCGCUUUUGUCGUUUAACGUCAAUCUGUGCGACUUGUUUCGCAACGAGUUGAAUCAGCAGGGCUUGGUGCACUUAUGGAUGUCGAAUAUGCUGAAAUAUAGUAACAUGCCGCGCACUUGUCCUUGGAAAGCGGGUUUAUAUCACUGGUAUAAUUUGCGUCCUGAACCGGACAGUAUACCGAAAUUUAUAUCAACUGGCUUAUAUCGCAUAGAUUUUAUAUACUAUUUGAAAGCCUUACAUAAUGAUCCAUUUACAAACACGUCUAUAAUUUUCGAAUUGCACCGAAAUUAAAAUAAAUACUUUUAUCAAUAUUAAUG
Messenger RNA from Bactrocera oleae (olive fruit fly), 733 nucleotides. The record is from RefSeq and is a predicted model, not a curated record. Lineage: Eukaryota; Metazoa; Arthropoda; Insecta; Diptera; Tephritidae.